Messenger RNA from Prunus avium (sweet cherry), 1964 nucleotides. RefSeq lists its product as uncharacterized. Gene Ontology annotation, molecular function: protein binding. The record is from RefSeq and is a predicted model, not a curated record. NCBI's taxonomy places the organism in Eukaryota, Viridiplantae, Streptophyta, Magnoliopsida, Rosales, Rosaceae.
UAUAUAUAUAUAUAUAUCUGUCUCUGUCUAUCCUCCCCAUUGCUGGCUCUGACACUUUUUCAAGGGACGUUCUUUUUCUCCUUCCUCUCCCAAUUUCAACCCCUCACAAACACCCACCAGCGCUCUCCAGAGAACCAAAUUUCUGAAGAUUAGGGUUCUGGGGGGCUUGUUGUGAUCCGAAAGGGUUCCAUUUAAUCUAAUAGAAACCAUCACAAACGCAUAUACUGGUAUAAUUUCAAAUAUAUAUACAUAUAUGCGAUACAUAUAUGCGAUAUGCGUUUGUAUGAAAUCAGAAUCUGAGAGUUGAGAAUGGAAGUGGGAAGGAGGAUAUCGGCGAGUCCUCGGCCAUGCUCGGGUCGCAGAAUAUUGGCGAAGAAGAAGAGGGCUCGCUCGGAUGGGAUUGUAAACAGCGUGAAGAAGCUUCAGAGGCGUGAGAUUUCUUCAAAGCGUGAUCGAGUUUUUGGCCUCAGCAAUGCCCAGGAGAGAUUUCGUAACAUGCAUCUCAAGGAGGAAUAUGAUACUCAUGAUCCCAAGGGGCAUUCUUCCCCCAUAUUGUCCUUUCUGAUGAAGAGGACAAGGGUUAUUGAGAUAGUUGCUGCACGUGACAUCGUAUUUGCUCUUGCACACUCAGGUGUUUGCGCAGCUUUUAGCAGAGAGAAAAACGAGAGGAUAUGUUUCUUGAAUGUAAGCCCUGAUGAAGUCAUUCGGAGCUUGUUCUAUAAUAAGAAUAACGAUUCGCUCAUCACAGUUUCGGUCUAUGCCUCAGACAACUUCAGCUCUUUGAAAUGCAGAUCCACAAGGAUUGAGUAUAUAAGGAGGGGCCAGCCAGAUGCUGGAUUUGCUCUUUUCGAGUCUGAGUCUUUAAAGUGGCCUGGGUUUGUAGAGUUUGAUGAUGUUAAUGGCAAGGUGCUAACAUACUCUGCACAAGACAGUAUAUACAAGGUGUUUGACCUUAAGAACUAUACCAUGCUUUACUCUAUAUCAGACAAACAUGUACAAGAAAUCAAGAUCAGUCCAGGCAUCAUGCUGUUGAUUUUCAAUAGAGCUAGUAGCCAUGUUCCACUGAAGAUUCUAUCAAUAGAAGAUGGCACAGUUCUCAAAGCCUUCAACCAUCUACUUCAUCGAAAUAAGAAGGUUGACUUCAUAGAACAAUUCAAUGAAAAGCUUCUUGUUAAGCAAGAAAAUGAGAAUCUUCAGAUUCUUGAUGUUCGAAAUGCAGAGCUGAUGGAAGUUAGCAGAACUGAGUUCAUGACUCCAUCAGCAUUUAUCUUUCUUUAUGAGAACCAGCUAUUCCUGACAUUCAGAAAUCGAAACGUGGCUGUCUGGAACUUUCGUGGAGAACUUGUGACUUCGUUUGAGGAUCACUUGUUGUGGCAUCCUGACUGCAAUACCAAUAACAUUUAUAUAACAAGUGAUCAGGAUCUUAUCAUAUCUUACUGCAAGGCUGAUUCGGAUGACCAUUGGAUGGAAGCAAAUGCUGGAUCUAUUCAUGUCAGCAAUAUCUUAACCGGGAAAUGCCUGGCCAAAAUAAAUGCAGGCAAUGGCGGUCCCAAGGUUGACGAGUGUGACAGCAGUGCUGGCUCCUCAAGCAAGCGAAGCAACUCAUCUCUGGUGAGAAAUACCGUUGCUGAGGCUUUGGAAGACAUAACUGCUCUUUUCUACGAUGAAGAGCGCAAUGAGAUAUAUACUGGAAAUAGGCAUGGUCUUGUUCAUGUGUGGUCUAACUGAAGUUGAGAUCAUUACUUUGUUUUGGAAGCUGCUCUUAGAGAAAGAGUUUAUUUUGGCAAGCCUUCGUGCAUAUGGGAUAUUACGAGUGCGUUGUAUCAUUAGAUGACCUGGAAGUGCUCUUGCAUUGUAUCAUAGUAUGAUUUUUGAAAUUGUUAAUGUAGCCUUCUGUAGAGCUUAAUUUUUUGGGGAAUAUAGGCAGGCUUUCUAAAUUUUGCUUCCCAUUAUCCAUAUAAAGA